UGGCUCCCAUUUGCUGCAGUGAAGGCGGCACCGGUCACUGGACGACUUCCGCGCACAACAGUGAUGAUACACAUCGCAGUUAGGCGCCACGCUCGACACGUACCGACUCUUGAAUCUUCAUAGCUCGCUUCUCACUGAAUCUCUCCAGUUGAUUCCGAGGCAGAGCAUCAAGGGCUUGAGCUCAGUUAACAUUUACGAGUGCAAUUGCCGGGGCCAAAGCGAAGUCAAAGAUGAAUCCUUCUAACACCAGAUAGCUACACAAAUUUUGUCUGGAUAUUCGAGCUGCUACGGCCAGUGACAGACAGACCAGGUUGAAACAACAAACAGAAAAAAUCCUCCACCUCUUCAAGAUACAGUACUUAUACCAGUCACGCGUAUCGGUAGUAGGAUAGAUGUGUCAACUUACAAGCUUGUACGUCACAACUCAAUUUGCGGUCCGACAGCCACAACUACACCACGCUACUGCCGCACAGUAUGUUUGCCUUCUACGACGAAGUCCCAACCUCCACCUCCCUGCUCUUGCAGUGCGGAUACCGCAGCAAGGUCUGCACCAACCAUCGCGCAACCAAGCUUGACGGUACACUCCACAAGCUCUGCGAGUUCCAUCGACAAAAGGCGAAUCUGAAUCAGCAGCGGCUACACCGGCGUCAGCGCGAGAAGCGUGCGCGUAUCCAACAGAGCGAGUCUACGGUCGAUGAAGUUGGGCGAGCCAAGACUCGCCCGACCAAGAAGAUCCGCACCAGCCUCGAGCCGAUCGUCGAUUCCGUCGCGCAAUCGCCCACGGACAGCUACUCGCAGAUGAGUGGCAGCUAUUGCUGUCCACAGUACACGCCGCUGGUGAGCACCAGUUCCUUCCCGAUGCUCGGAUCCACAGACAUGGACAUCCUGGAAUUGCUGCUGCUAGACAUGCAACCACAGACGUUGCCGCCACUCGAGGCAUUCCUACCGUCGAGCGCUGACGACAUGGGAUCGGUCGUCGUGUAGAUAAGAACGACGACGUAAAAUUUUUGUCGUGCGUAUUAAGAUAACAGUUUUUUUUAAAAGGUAAACGUGUGGUAACGAAAUCAGCUUUCUCAUUUGAUACCAA
This is a messenger RNA of Phytophthora nicotianae INRA-310, 1087 nucleotides long. RefSeq lists its product as hypothetical. The coding region runs from base 475 to 984 and encodes 169 amino acids. The transcript has a single exon. Lineage: Eukaryota; Oomycota; Peronosporomycetes; Peronosporales; Peronosporaceae. The record is from RefSeq and is a predicted model, not a curated record.